AUGCAGUUCAAGACUCUUGCCGCUGCCGCCCUCUUCGGCGCCGCCUCUGCUGUUGAGGUCAUCCCCGUCCUCGUCGGUAUGAGCGCCAACGGAACCGCCGGCACCAUCUUCUCCCCCGACAAGGUCACCGCCCCCGUCGGCUCCAUGGUCCAGUUCCAGUUCAUGGGAGGAAACCACACCGUCACCCAGUCCACCUUCGACCAGCCCUGCACUCCCAUCUCCGCCAUCAACGCCUCCGCCGUCGGCAUCAACACGGAUUUCGUCCCCGCCAUGAACGCCAUGCAGUCCGGUCAGAUCCCCGUCUACAGCAUCAUGAUCAACGACACCCGCCCCAUCUGGCUUUACUGCGCUCAGGGUCGUCACUGCCAGAACGGUAUGACCAUGGUUAUCAACGAGAACACCGCCGCCAACAGCUCCCGCUCUCUCGAGAACCACCGCACCAUCGCCGCCGCCGUCCAACAAGCUACUCUCCCCUCCCCCGGCGUCGGCGGCACCAACGGACAGAACAACAACAACAACGGUGGCCAGCCCACCGAUGGUCAGUCCGCCGCCGCCGACCUCAGGGUACCCGCUGCCCUCUUGGCUGUCGUGGCCGGUGCUGCUGCCGUCCUCCUGUAA
Messenger RNA from Scedosporium apiospermum, 618 nucleotides. RefSeq lists its product as uncharacterized. The transcript has 3 exons. The record is from RefSeq and is a predicted model, not a curated record. Bases 1 to 618 code for a protein of 205 amino acids. Lineage: Eukaryota; Fungi; Ascomycota; Sordariomycetes; Microascales; Microascaceae.